Molecule: messenger RNA, 1503 nt
Organism: Fulmarus glacialis (Northern fulmar)
Lineage: Eukaryota; Metazoa; Chordata; Aves; Procellariiformes; Procellariidae
Product: ATP-binding cassette sub-family A member 9-like
Exons: 14
Biological process (GO): transmembrane transport; lipid transport
Cellular component (GO): membrane; intracellular membrane-bounded organelle
Molecular function (GO): lipid carrier activity; ATP hydrolysis activity; ABC-type transporter activity
Source: RefSeq, a predicted model, not a curated record
CUCCAGGCUCGUGCCCAGCUGCGGCUCGCAGGGCUCUUCCCCUCGGCAUACUGGUGCGGGCAGGCGCUGGUGGACGUCCCGCUUUUCUGGACCCUGGUGUGCCUCAUGUUCGGGGUCGUGCUACUCUUCAACCGCAUCUGCCCCUUGCAGGCCAGCACUGUGCUGUCCCUGAUCAUUUGCGUCAUUGGUUAUGGAGUAUCUCUUGUCCUCCUCGUCUAUUUAAUUGCCUUUAAAUUUCGCACGGGACGAAGCAAUCGUUACAUUUGGUCUUUCAUCUUCAUUAUGGUGAAUGUCACUCUCUAUAGGCUCAGUGACCUACACGAAGCACUUUACUUAACCUUCACUACUUUGAUUCCUGUGUUUCCACUGCUGGGCUGGUUGAUCAUCUCUAGACCACAUUUCACAUGGUUUUACAAUAUUUAUCUUCCUGAAUCAUGGAAUCACAUCUUCAUAGCUGUCUUUGCAGAAUCGGUUAUCAUUGUCAACAGUUUGCGCAAGGAAUAUGAAGACAAGAAAGCCAGUUCCAUCUUUAAGAAAAAGAAGAAAGUUGCUGUCAAAAACCUCUCUUUUAAUGUUAAAAAAGGGGAAGUAUUAGGUCUGUUAGGACCCAACGGAGCUGGAAAAAGUACAACUAUAAACAUGAUUUCUGGAGACAUAACGGUGACUGCCGGGGAGGUGCUGCUCACGGGCCGCGAUGCAGCUGCCUCCUCCCCAGGGCAGCGCAGCCUGGGCUGCUGCCCGCAGCAGGACCCGCUCUGGCCGGACCUCACGCUGCACCAGCAUCUGGAGGUGUACGCUGCCGUGAGGGGGAUGAGGAAAGAAGAUGCGGCUGUUAUCAUCAACCGCAUGGCAAAGGCCUUGGACCUCCAGAAGCAUUUAAAAACCCCAGCUAGGAGGUUGUCUGCUGGAGAAGCCAGAAAGCUGUGUUUUGCGCUGAGCGUCCUGGGAGAUCCGAGGGUGAUGCUUUGGGAUGAGCCGUCACUGGGCAUGGACCUGAAAGGGCAGCGCCGUAUGUGGAAAGUGAUUCAGACUGCCAUGAAAGGCAAGGAGCGGGCAGCCGUCCUCAGCACGCAGUACCUGGAGGAGGCAGCGGCGAUGUGCGACCGGGUGGCCAUCCUGGUGUCGGGGCAGCUACGGUACAUCGGUUCCCUUGAGGAUCUGAAAAGUAAGUUUGGCAUGAGUUACCACCUAGAAGUCAAAAUGAUGGACACUGGGCAAAGCGAUGCUCUCCACGCCGAAAUUCUGCGCCUCUUCCCGCACGCGGCUCGGCAAGAAAGGACUACUUCUUUGGUUAUCUACAAAAUACCAAUGGAAGAUGCACUACCUCUGUCCCAGUCUUUCUCCAAGCUAGAAGCAGCUAAACAGAAUUUCAGGCUUGAGGAGUACAGCUUGUCAUUGCACACUUUGCAACAGGUGUUUGUAGACCUCACCCGGGACCCGGAGGAGCACGACCUGGAUGCGGCAUCUGACGGGGCUGUGGAGCGGAGACCGCUUCACCCCUGA